This is a messenger RNA of Haliotis rufescens (red abalone), 1719 nucleotides long. RefSeq names its product carboxypeptidase D-like. Gene Ontology annotation, biological process: proteolysis. The transcript has 12 exons. The coding region runs from base 8 to 1408 and encodes 466 amino acids. Gene Ontology annotation, molecular function: zinc ion binding; metallocarboxypeptidase activity. The record is from RefSeq and is a predicted model, not a curated record. Lineage: Eukaryota; Metazoa; Mollusca; Gastropoda; Lepetellida; Haliotidae. Gene Ontology annotation, cellular component: cell surface.
CGCUCGGAUGAUUCCUGAGAAACGAGGAAAUGGUUUUCACAAGGAUGGUCGACGGCCCCUGAGCCAAGAUGGAGGACAGAUAAGAACUAAUUUCUACUUCUAUUGCAAGAAGGAGGCUGACAGAAGGAGAGUCGAGUUCUGUGUCCAGAGAAGAAAAUCACAUUUAAGAAUGAAAGUACAUCUGACCUUGACCUUGGUGGUCUACCUCACGUGUGUCAAUGGCCUUGACUUUGGAUACCAUGACCAGGGGGCUGUAGAAACAUUCCUGACGAACAUAUCCACAAUGUACCCUGACAUAACCCAUGUGUACAGUGUGGGGAAGAGUAUGGGGGGGGCAGAGAUGUGGGUUAUUGCCAUCGGAGAGAGUCCCAAGGACCAGGCCCUGCUUCGCCCCAAUGUGAAAUACAUUGGCAACAUGCAUGGAAACGAGGUUCCAGGCCGUGAGAUGGUGCUGCAUCUGGUGGAAUACUUUGUGACCAACUACAUGGAGAACAACACCAUCACCCAGUUCCUCAACACCACCACCGUCCACCUCAUGCCUACCAUGAAUCCAGACGGCUUCGCCAAGUCCGUCGAGGGCAACUGUACAGGUGUGGUGGGCAGGUUUAACAAUAACGGAUAUGAUUUGAAUCGGAACUUCCCUGACUACUUUGCAACCAACCCAGAUCCAAUUCAAAUUGAGACACAGAACAUAAUGAAGUGGAUUGAAGAUAUACCGUUUGUUCUGUCUGCAAACUUCCAUGGAGGUGUUGAGGUGGUGAACUAUCCCUGGGACAGCUACCCUAAUGCUGAUGAUGUCGCCAAGUAUUCCAAGAGUCCUGAUGAUGAUGUCUUCGUCCAUAUCUCCAAGGUCUACUCCUUCUCCCAUGGCAACAUGUACAUGGGGCUUCCCUGUACCAACAUCACCGGGGACGAGGGAUUCAAAGAUGGCAUCACUAAUGGGGCACUCUGGUACCCAGUGACAGGCGGAAUGCAGGACUACAACUACGUGCGGGCCAGCUGUAUGGAGGUGCUGGUCGAGAUGACAUGCUGCAAGUACCCAAUGGCCAGCGAGCUGCCCAAGAUCUGGACGGACAACAAGGACGCCCUCGUCAACUACCUCAUGCUGGUCCACAUGGGAGUGAAAGGGCUGGUGACAGACAUCAACAAUAACCCUGUCAGUGGUGUGAAGGUCAUAGUGAAGGACAGAGAGGAGAUCGUGUUUAAGACAACUACCCGCGGAGAGUACUGGAGGAUGUUGAUGCCCGGAACAUACACGUUGGAGUUCAGUUUCAAUGGUUUCUUGACGGAGACCAAAUCUGUGACUGUUCAACAAGGGGAGGUGACUCGAGUGGAUGUUCAGCUACCGGAGGCAAAAACAGGCACCAGGGGAAGCCGUUUCUAUCGAGGACUUACCUCCAGGAUAUGAUUCCAAGACUGGCUGGUGAUUUGCAUAAUGUUCAGCCAAUCAGAUCUGACUAAGAUGUCCCAUCAACCAAUCAAAGCUCUACCAACAUGUCUCUACACUUCAGUAAUAUAUUAACUUACAGGAUAUCUCUUCCGACUGUCAUUGUACAGGGAGAACAAUAAACAAUAUUUUCAUCACCAAUUGAAAAUAGAUAUAUCAAUAUGCAAUAUAUAUGCAAGUUUUGGCCAAAUCAAAAUGAUAUUUAACAGAUUGUUCAAAAUGGUAUUUAAGGCUCCAAUGUAAAAUUCACGGGAAUAAAUUAUGAUUUUGUA